Sabethes cyaneus is the source of this 1561-nucleotide messenger RNA. RefSeq lists its product as uncharacterized. The transcript has 3 exons. The record is from RefSeq and is a predicted model, not a curated record. Lineage: Eukaryota; Metazoa; Arthropoda; Insecta; Diptera; Culicidae. Bases 187 to 489 code for a protein of 100 amino acids.
GUAUCGAACGCAGGUCGAAAUAGUCAGUGUUUAUUCACGUUCAGAAUUGUAAACCUAGUGUAAUUACAUACCGGUGCGGUAGUGCAACCGUCUGAGACACUGUGUCUAGGAAACCGCUACUAGCUGAAGUGUUUUUAGGAAUUUGGCAGAUUUUAAACCGUUGUAUUAAUCGUAUCAUAACUAAACAUGUCUCGCAUAGUGCAAUUGAGUGGUGCGGCUCUGAUGGUUUUAAUACUGCUUUGCAGUAGCCAAUUGUCAGAGCAAGCGGCUACAUUCCAACAGGAGCUCCCUCGAGUUGCUCGAUCAAUCGAGGAGGAGAAGUGCAUUGAUAACACUCCUUGCGGCUGGGCCAUCUACAAACCGUUCACACGAACCAUUGAAAAUUACAUGCGAAAUACAUGUAAUUGCCCGGAUGGUUUGAAAUGCGUUCGUAUCGAUGACGAUUUGUCCAUCAGUGCUUACGUUUACCGGUGCCGAAAGGUAGUGUAAGCUAGAAUGUGCCUUCAACAGCUCCACUCACGUCUUCGUGGAUUACUUUUCCGUCUGUACAGUAAUUUAUGAUUUGACCAGCUGUAAGCUUAACACUAUUUAAAAGUAACUUGUCAAUUUAUAUUUAAUUUCAUAAAAACAUUGUUCAGUUAUUAUUUUAAAUGAAACCACCUUUACAACUGUAUCCUACUAUGAGCUCUAGGUAGGAAUGAACAACUGAACAAAAAAGCUAGCUAGUAAGUGCAAAAGAAUAAAAGACGGUAGAAUAAGUGCUUAGUUUGUAAGGAUUUUCAAACAGUUCCUUUAGAUUAGGAAUCAAUGUUAAUUAGCAUUUAAACAUUUAAUUUCUUUCAAAAUGAAUCAACGUUAGAGCACAAGGGCACCCAAGCCAGUAACCAGAAACUAUCCUUAACUGAAAAAUCGAAUAAUAGAAUAAUCUAUCAUCGAUCAACAUGUGCGCAGAUUUUCUGCUCACGCUCGAAAGAAAAAGACAGAAGAAUAAAUGUUCUGUCUAAACUCAAAUUGCCGGUCAAUAUUAAAGAUUUUUUGGCGAUGCUUAAAAUUUAGCGUCAGGAAACAACUAUACAGGCAAUGGGACCAUUUUCACGUUUGCCCAAUACAAAGCACCCAAUGCGGAAACUCAGCAUUACAAAUGCGCCGUACUUAAAAUUUGAUUUGCUUUUUCCAUCACUAACUGGCAUUCGCUCCACUCAGACCGAAUGUGCGCCAAUUAACAUUGAUACUAAUGAAAAAUCCAUCGACACAAUAUUUCCUGACAUGACAGUCAAUGCAGUAUUCACCAUAUCAACCACCUGUUGCCACCAUAGACAUUCAAUAGUUAUCAAACGUACCCCACUUUUGUGCCAAAUUACAAUAGCAGCAUCCAUCACUAAGCAUUUAUAGAACGUAAAUCAGUAUUUGAACAAUGAAAUUGAAACAAAAAUUGCAACGCACACCAUCGGAACCUUUUAGCUACAAUGAACGACGUUUUUUAUAAAAAUAAAAAUUAGACCUAGUUUGAUAUUUGUAACACCUGUAGUAAUACCAAGUAUGUAGUAUUGGUAAUAAUAAC